AUGACGGCGAUCCAUGGCGAUGAAGGGGAGGGCGACAGUUGGGUAAAUUUUUGGGUGCGUGGUGUUGGGUGCUUGUCGGAGUUUGUAUUCGGAGUGGUGUUGGGGAUGUUGAUGGGCCCCCGGUGUAUUGGUAUGGCGCUGGACUCGUCGGAGACGAGGCCAUGGUGGUUGGAGGGGGGAACGGUGCAAGGGAGAGAGGAGAGUUCUUCACUGCCAAGGUAUGUUCUGAGGGGGAUCAAGAGCUGGAGGAAGAAGAAAUUUGAUUCAGAGAUUGAUAUUAGUUGUCUACGUAAAAUCCUCACAGAAUUUUUUGGGUGCCAUUCAUGUAAUGGUCACAAUGGGAUUGGUCCUAAUGGGCUUUUUGUUUCGCUGCUUCUGACUGGACAAGCUUUAAGAAUAGCAAUAUGUCACUGUUCUAUUUGCCAUUGUGGUCAUGCGACAGGAGGUUCGAUUGCGAAGCUCAGUCGUGAUCUAGAUUUCUGUACCUCAGAGGUGGGCAUGAUUCUUUAUAAAAUCCCAAAUGCCGCAUAUAAAGGGUAUGCAACGUAGGAAGAGACUUUGAUUGAAUGGGAUAAGCACAUCAUCGCUCGUGAUUCAGCAUCCUGCUCAAGGCUUGUCCAGACACCUGUUUAUUGUGUAUCUUUGUAGUAUGUACAGUAUGCAAAAAGUAUGUGAUUGUGUAUCGUUGUAGUAAGUGUUGUUGUAGUAUGUAUCGUUGUAGUAUGUAUUGUGUAUUGUUUUGUA
Messenger RNA from Asparagus officinalis (garden asparagus), 744 nucleotides. RefSeq lists its product as uncharacterized. The coding region runs from base 1 to 549 and encodes 182 amino acids. The transcript is spliced from 4 exons. Lineage: Eukaryota; Viridiplantae; Streptophyta; Magnoliopsida; Asparagales; Asparagaceae. The record is from RefSeq and is a predicted model, not a curated record.